AUGUCUCUCUCUAAGGUUGCAUGGCUCAUCUUAGGCACAGCUGGCCUGGCCGCAGCUCAUGGACACAUCGAUCGUAUCGACAUUGAUGGCAAGUCCUAUGGUGGAUUCCUGGUUGAUCAAUACCCUCAUGAACAAAACGUCCCUGACCUCAUUGCCUGGUCAACUGCGGAUACUCAGGACGCCUAUGUUCAAACCUUUGAUUACAACCAGUCAAAUAUUAUCUGCCACCAGGAUGCCAAGCCUGGUGUCCUUGCUGGCGAGGUGGCUGCUGGUGGGAAGGUGACCAUCCACUGGAGCAGAUGGUUUGAAGAUCACCGUGGCCCGGUGAUUAGCUAUCUUGCGAACUGCAAUGGGAGCUGCGCUUCUGUGAACAAGACCAAACUUGAGUUUUUCAAAAUUGACGAGGCUGGUCUUCUCGACAACAGCAAGUCCCCCGGAAGAUGGGCCAGCGAUGAGCUCAUGGCUGCCAACAAUACCUGGACAGUCAACAUCCCUUCCGACAUUGCAGCAGGCAAUUAUGUUCUUCGCCAUGAGAUCAUCGCAUUACACAAUGCAAUGAAAGACAAUGGUGCGCAAGCUUACCCACAAUGCAUCAACUUAAAGGUGACAGGCGGUGGCACUGCUACACCGAAAGGCAUUCCUGCCACCCAGUUCUACACACCAACCGAUCCCGGCAUCCUAGUUGAUAUCUUCAACAACCUUGCCACUUAUGUGAUCCCAGGCCCAGCCCUCUACGAGGGUAGGGACGCAGCACCUACGACUACUCGUCCCCCCACCGGAGCGCCUUCUAGCGCCUUGUCUUACUCACCAGCCGGGACGACCCCCACUGCAGCGUUUCAGGGCGGCGGAUAUGUUCCGUACGAGAACUCUUCUCGAAUCACGCCUACACCUGUACCGAGUGACGUGGAGCAGAACGAUCAAGCUUAUUGGGGCUCCCAAUCCUGGACGAGAAGAUCCUCUGGCUGGACUUUCGGCGGCAGGAAGCACGCUCGAGAUAUCUCUAUCUGA
Aspergillus nomiae NRRL 13137 is the source of this 1008-nucleotide messenger RNA. RefSeq names its product lytic polysaccharide monooxygenase auxiliary activity family 9 protein. The coding region runs from base 1 to 1008 and encodes 335 amino acids. Lineage: Eukaryota; Fungi; Ascomycota; Eurotiomycetes; Eurotiales; Aspergillaceae. The record is from RefSeq and is a predicted model, not a curated record. The transcript has 2 exons.